UUGAGAGAGAGAGACAAAGAAGAGAAGGAUAUUCCUAUGAACCCCAAUUGAUACUUGUUAUCGAAACUCAAAUAUUGCAUUGUAGAAAGCGUUUAUCCAGAACCCACAUGUUAGUCAAAUCCAUUUCACUCUUCACUCCAUUUUCGCAUUCUCUUCAGGAACGUGUUUGAAGUAGUUAGAGGAACCUCUGAUCGAAAUGGCUCAGUUGCUAUCAUCUUCUUGCUCCUUGACUUUCUCCGCUUCAAACAAACCUUGUUUAAAACCUUUUCACCAGUGCUCAACAUCAUUUUCUAACACGGUUGUUUGUGAUAACUCCAAAACUCCAUUUAGACAGCUUUUCUUGCGAGAACAGAAACCAAGAAAAAGUUUGGCAGUUGUAAAUGCUUCUACAAUUUCAACUGGUCAGGAAGCCCCGGUUCAAACUAGUUCUGGCGACCCUUUUAAACCGAAGCGAGUAAUGGUCAUUGGUGGAGAUGGAUACUGUGGUUGGGCAACUGCCCUCCACCUUUCUAACAAAGGCUAUGAGGUUGCCAUUGUUGACAACCUUGUUCGACGCCUUUUUGAUCACCAGCUCGGACUAGAUUCUCUUACACCAAUUUCCUCCAUUCAGGAUCGCAUUCAGUGUUGGAAAUCUCUCACUGGAAAAAGUAUUGAGCUAUACAUUGGUGAUAUCUGUGAGUUUGAGUUCUUAUCUGAAACCUUCAAGUCCUACGAGCCCGAUGCUGUUGUCCAUUUCGGGGAACAGCGAUCUGCUCCUUACUCUAUGAUAGACCGGUCAAGAGCUGUCUAUACACAGCAAAACAAUGUUGUUGGGACACUGAACGUGCUCUUUGCUAUAAAAGAGUACAGAGAGGAUUGUCAUCUAGUUAAGCUUGGGACAAUGGGUGAAUAUGGAACUCCAAAUAUUGAUAUUGAGGAAGGUUAUAUUACCAUUACUCACAAUGGAAGGACAGACACUUUGCCGUAUCCAAAGCAAGCUAGCUCAUUUUAUCAUUUAAGCAAGGUACAUGAUUCCCACAACAUAGCUUUCACUUGCAAAGCUUGGGGGAUUCGGGCAACUGAUCUGAAUCAAGGAGUAGUAUAUGGGGUAAGAACAGAUGAAACUGCAAUGCAUGAAGAGUUGUGUAACAGGUUCGACUAUGAUGCAAUAUUUGGAACUGCAUUGAAUCGGUUCUGUGUUCAGGCUGCUGUUGGUCAUCCACUCACUGUGUAUGGCAAAGGAGGCCAGACUAGGGCCUUCCUUGACAUAAGAGAUACAGUUCAAUGUGUUGAGCUUGCCAUUGCAAACCCGGCUAACCCUGGAGAGUUCAGAGUCUUCAAUCAAUUUACUGAGCAAUUUAAAGUGACUGAACUAGCUGAGCUUGUUACGAAAGCUGGCGAGAAGUUGGGCCUUGAUGUGAAAACCAUAUCAGUGCCUAACCCAAGAGUGGAGUUAGAGGAGCAUUAUUACAACUGCAAAAACACUAAACUAGUUGAUCUUGGACUCAAACCACACUUUCUUUCAGAUUCUCUCAUUGAUUCACUGCUUAACUUUGCGGUCCAGUACAAAGACCGCGUUGAUACAAAGCAAAUUAUGCCUGGUGUUUCUUGGAGAAAAGUUGGGGUCAAAACAAAAACUCUUACAUCCUAAGGUGUUUGCUUGGCUGCUGGCAUAAUCUUAUCCUACAUAAUUAUGACACUUCUUGGGAUUAGAUUGUGCUGCAUUGGAUUGAAUGUUUCAAAUUGCUGUAUUCUAGCUUUUGUACACUACAAUCCCGGGAUCGAUAUGUGAAACCUUCAUACCCUAAUGUAGAAUAGAUCUUCGGAGUUUUAAAGUGUUUUUCCUCGAGUCAUAUGUGUACGUAGGGACUGUUGUUUCGUUUACAAUUACCAUUUGUAAUAUAAUAUCAGUGUAAUGAUGCCGUUCUAUGUGUUGUUAUCAGUGUAAUGAUGCUAUUUUAUGUGUUUAUAAAAUAGUACGAUGAAAGUUUUCAAUAAAUGAGUAUGAAUUGCACUUCAUA
Molecule: messenger RNA, 2000 nt
Organism: Medicago truncatula (barrel medic)
Lineage: Eukaryota; Viridiplantae; Streptophyta; Magnoliopsida; Fabales; Fabaceae
Product: UDP-sulfoquinovose synthase, chloroplastic
Exons: 3
Coding region: 197-1630 (477 amino acids)
Source: RefSeq, a predicted model, not a curated record